UUUUUCAUUAUUUUUUAAUUUUUCAUUGGUUUUCUGAUUUUUCUCGUUAAUUCAUAUUCCAGAUUGGCAAAAUCUGGAAACCUGUGAUCCUCUGGAUUUUUUAAUUUUAUUCUACUUUUUGGUAAUUUCUUUUUUUGUCCUGUUUUCUUGUGGUUUUAGUACAUUAUGAAGGUGUGAGAGCGACGCAGAGCGUAGUUGGCGCUGGAUGAUGAAUCUGUCGAGGUACUUCGUGACGACGCCGAUUUUCUAUGUUAACGCUGCGCCGCACAUCGGGCACGUGUAUUCGGCCGUGCUGGCCGACGCGCUGCAUCGCUGGCACAAGCUGAAGCAUCCCGCCGACGCCACGGUCUUCUCCACAGGCACGGAUGAGCACGGUCUAAAAAUCCAGCAGGCCGCUGCCGCCUCCAACCAGUCUCCCGGCGAUUUCUGCGCGGCCAACCGUGACAAAUUCCAGCAGGCCUUCCGCGCCGCCAACAUCGAGUACACGCAUUUCGUCAGCACCAGCGCCACCGCCCACCGGGAGAGGGUGCAGCAUGCCUGGCGCUGUUUGCAGGAGCGCGGGCUUCUUCGCAAGGGCGUCUACGCGGGAUGGUACUGCACCAGUGACGAGACCUUCCUCACCGAGUCGCAGUUGCGACCGCACACGUUUUCUGAUGGAUCCAGCGGAUUUGUUUCCAUUGAGUCCGGCCACCGGGUGCACUGGAUGGAGGAGGACAACUACCUCUUCCCGCUCGCUCAGUUCCAAGAUGAUCUGAAGAAGUGGAUCGCGACGGGACCCAUCACGCCGCCGCUGUUCAACGGCAUCGUCGAGCAGUGGCUGCAGGAGCGGCAGUUGCCGGAAUUGUCCGUGUCGCGGUCGUCGGCGCGAUUAAAAUGGGGCAUCGAUGUGCCGGAUGAUCCGCAGCAGAAGAUCUACGUGUGGCUGGACGCGCUGCUCAAUUAUUUGACCGUAAUAGGUUAUCCCGGUGAUCAACAGCGGUGGCGGGCGUUCUGGCCGGCGGACGUACAGGUCAUUGGCAAAGAUAUUCUCAAAUUCCACGCGAUAUACUGGCCGGCAUUCUUGCUGGCGCUGGGCCUGCAGCCGCCGCGGCGGAUCCUGUGCCACUCGCACUGGCUGGUGGACCACCAGAAGAUGUCCAAGAGCCUCGGGAAUGUUGUCGACCCAAACGACUGUCUGCGGCGCUUUACCGUCGACGGCUUCCGCUACUUUCUCCUCCGCGAAGGCGUCCCCCAUUCCGAUAACAAUUAUUCGGAAGAGAAGGUGAUCAGCUACCUGAACACUGAGCUGGCCAACACCCUGGGCAACCUGUUAAACCGCUGCACCUCCACCUCCGUCAACCGGAAACAGACCUUCCCCGCGCCGCCGCCGGACGCGGCCCUCACCGACGCCGACCGGACGCUCCUCACCGACAUCCACGCGCUGCCCCAGACCGUCGCCGAGCACUUUGAGGCCUUCCACAUCUACAAGGCCAUCGACGCCGUCAUGCACACACUGCGGGAGGUCAACGCCUACGUCCAGGACACAGCGCCCUGGACAUUAGCCAAGAGCGGUGUGGAGGGUGAUCAGGACCGGCUGGAGGUGAUGCUGUUCGUGGCGUUGGAGGCGCUGCGGGUGGCCGGGGUGCUGCUGGGCCCCGUGACCCCGGGGUUGGGGGAAACCGUGUUGGGGAAGUUGGGGUGUGGAGGGACGCGACUGGAGGUGGACGGGGGAGGGUGCGGGUUAGUGGGCGGGAGGGGGAGGUGA
Molecule: messenger RNA, 1744 nt
Organism: Paramacrobiotus metropolitanus
Lineage: Eukaryota; Metazoa; Tardigrada; Eutardigrada; Parachela; Macrobiotidae
Product: methionine--tRNA ligase, mitochondrial-like
Exons: 6
Coding region: 206-1744 (512 amino acids)
Biological process (GO): methionyl-tRNA aminoacylation
Molecular function (GO): ATP binding; methionine-tRNA ligase activity
Source: RefSeq, a predicted model, not a curated record